Messenger RNA from Plenodomus lingam JN3, 1257 nucleotides. RefSeq lists its product as uncharacterized. Lineage: Eukaryota; Fungi; Ascomycota; Dothideomycetes; Pleosporales; Leptosphaeriaceae. Gene Ontology annotation, biological process: plasma membrane tubulation; endocytosis; actin cortical patch localization. Gene Ontology annotation, molecular function: protein binding; lipid binding. The record is from RefSeq and is a predicted model, not a curated record. Gene Ontology annotation, cellular component: actin cortical patch; medial cortex; Rvs161p-Rvs167p complex.
AUGCGCCCUAUUCCGUGGAGGAAGAAAGCUACUUACAUCAACGGCCAGGGCGAAAUCACAAAGGAUGCCAUCUAUCUCGACGCAGAGCGGCGAUUCCAGGAGCUUGAAAAGGAGACGAAGAAGCUGCACGAAGAGUCGAAAAAGUACUUUGAAGCCAUAAAUGGCAUGCUCUCUCAUCAGAUCGAGUUUUCCAAAGCCGUCGCCGAGAUUUACAAACCCAUCUCUGGACGAAUGUCUGACCCUGACUCCUACCUGGACGAAGGCAACACCGCUGGCAUAGAAGCUUGCGAGCAGUACGAGGCUGUGGUUCAGGAAUUGCAGGAAACACUCAAGCCCGAAUUGGAGAUGAUUGAGUCGCGGGUGAUCCGCCCAGCGGACGAGCUACUCGACAUUAUCAAGGCGGUGCGCAAGAUUGCUAGCAAGCGCGACCACAAGCAAUUGGACUACGAUCGCCACAGGGCCACUCUUAAGAAGUUGCAAGACAAAAAGGACAAGACACUGAAGGACGAGAAGGCGACAUACCGCGCCGAAGCCGACGUGGAGCAGGCAACCCAGGACUACAACUACUUCAAUGAUCUCCUCAAGGACGAGCUGCCGAAGCUCUUCUUGCUAGAGCGAGAGUUCAUCAAGCCACUCUUCCAAUCCUUCUACUACAUGCAGCUAAACGUUUUUUACACACUCCACGAGCGCAUGCAACGGCUCGACAUUGGCUACUUUGAUCUGACACUCGAUAUUGAGGCGGCAUACGAGAAGAAGAGGGGCGAUAUACAAGAGCAGGUCGAGAAGCUCUCCAUCACAAAAUUCAAGACGACUGGCGGUCGUCCUGCCGGCGCCCGACCAGGGCAGUCCAAGUACGCCACCAAGGCCUUGGAAGCAAAGGGAGGGCGUUCGUCGAUCUCUUCAGAUACAGAAACUCCGCCACCGCCAUAUAGUCCUGGGCCAGCCGGAGCUGGUGGAGCCGUUGGAGACGUCAAAUCACCUGCCAUGUCCUCGGGCUCGUGGGGCUCAGCCGCAAAGGCCAAGGGUGCUGCACCUCCCCCGCGAAAACCGAAGCCAUCACGACUGAGUGGCGUUCCAGCGGCCGAGACUGUGACAGCACUCUAUGAUUAUGAGGCACAAGCCGAAGGCGACCUGAGUUUCAUCGCUGGCGAUGUCAUAGAGAUUGUAUCGCGGACGCAGAAUGAUAACGAGUGGUGGAUCGGUAAAGUUCGAGGAAAGCAGGGGCAGUUCCCAGGGAACUAUGUCAAAUUAAAUUGA